Messenger RNA from Ruditapes philippinarum (Manila clam), 4697 nucleotides. Its product is annotated as dipeptidyl peptidase 3-like. Gene Ontology annotation, molecular function: dipeptidyl-peptidase activity. Bases 111 to 3695 code for a protein of 1194 amino acids. Gene Ontology annotation, cellular component: cytoplasm. NCBI's taxonomy places the organism in Eukaryota, Metazoa, Mollusca, Bivalvia, Venerida, Veneridae. The record is from RefSeq and is a predicted model, not a curated record. The transcript is spliced from 22 exons.
AAAGUAGUUUAAAUCAUCUUGAGGUUCAAACAAGGAAACUGUAAAUAUUGCGAGAGUUUAUAUAGAUACAUGUAUACAUACUAGUUGAUUUAUAAAUUAGAUUAGUAACUAUGUCUACACCAGGUACCCAAAGGUACAGUAGACUUAUGCUUACAUUAAUAAAAGGUGGAACAAAAUUAACAAGAAGAUUUGUUGAGAAAAGAGUUAAGGAUCUUAGCGAGAAUGGUGAAGAAGAUACUAUCGAUGAUUUUUUGUUAAAGAAUAAAUAUGUUAUAUUACAACAGAAAUUGGGAAAGAACAAGGAAAAUGUAUUUUUUCCACGUUCCGGUCACACAAAUCUAGAUAACUGGGACCUUUGCAUGUUCUGUUUCAUUCUAGAAGAAAUUUGUGAUCCGUCACAAACAACAAAGAUGCGUAUCAAGAAGCUUUUAAAGAUCCGGAAUAAACUUUGUCAUUUACAUGACCCAACGUUAGAAACAGAAAAAUUCGACGAGUAUUUUGAUGAUUUGAAAGUCAGCUUUGAAUGGUUUUUAAAAGAGAUCAAUGAUGAAAUGUUUACAGAGGAAAUGAAUGAACUUGUUCAGUCAUUAGCCACUGAUCCUUUGUCAAUGGAUGAAACGCUUAAAGCUAUUCAUAAUAUGUACCGCUCAGAAUGGACACAAAGAGAAGUCUUGGAAAAAAUUGGGAGUGGCCAAGACUUGACAAAUGGAAAGCUUGACACACUUAUUGAAACGGUUGGAGUACUUGUUUCUCGUUUGCCAUCUGGAGCUUCUGUAACCAUUCCGGGAAUUGGACUGGUGAUAGAGGUUGAAAAUUGUAGUGCAGAAGAGGAGAAAGAAAUUUUAGAUAAUUUAGAGAAAUUCUUUAACGAGGCUAUCGAACAGAAAAUAUCAGGUGCUGAGGAAGAUCUAACGAAUGGUGCUCUGCAUACAGUAAGGGAAUCUGUUAAAGAAGUGUUUCGAAACUUUUUCAUGAGGGGAAGACACAUUAUAAUUGUGAAGCAAAGGUGUCUGUUGCUUACAAUAAAAUGUACAUCAGUAAAAAGCUUUCUCGAAAUGAUCCGCGAUUACAGAACUGGAGAUCUCUCAAUACAACUCUCAGGCAUUGAAACAGCUAUAAAGAAUUGGCAAGGUUGUGGUAAUAUCCAACUUGUCAAUCUCAUCUUCAAAGAGGAAUUCAUGGAAGUCAUGGAUGACAUUGUUUCCAAGUUAUGUAAACAAGUUAAACAAACCGAGGACACUGUCGUACAAACAGGUUCCAAUGCAGAGAAUUCCAUUCGUGUAACACUUAAAUUUCCUACAGUUUCUGAAAGGGAAACAGUACAAAACCGUUUUGAAACUGAAAUGUUUGUGGACAAAAUGAAUCGCAUUCAAUCAGAACUAUGCGGAAUGCUGAACGUAGAAAGAAUGUCGUUAACAGACAAACUUGUCGUUAUAGAAGAUGCAGUAUCGAAUUUUGGCACUGUGAAGAAGAAAAAAUGUUUGCAACCAAAAAUGGCAGACUUGUCUCAGUACACACUACCAAACAGUACAGAUGUUUGUCUGUUAGACUGUAUGACAGCAUUCAAGAAUCUCACAGACCAAGAGAAGAGGUAUGCCCAUCAUGUGUCACAGGCAGCAUGGUAUGGGGGACUUAUUGUACUUGUACAGACUUCCCCAGAGUCACCUGGUAUAUUCCUGCUUCUGCAGAAAAUGUUCAGAGCUCAGUCUGUAGAUGAGCUUAAAACAUUGGCAACAACUGAACUUGGGCUCUCACCUGAAGAGUUUGAUGCCAUUUUAAUCUAUGCAUCAGGUUUCUACGCUAAUAUGGGAAACUACAAGUCAUUUGGUGACAGCAAAUUCAUUCCUAACCUACCAAAGGAAAAAUUUGAAGCUGUUGUCCUUGGCAGUGCUGCAUGCAAAUCUGACCCAGACAAGAUGAAGGCGCUAUGGAAUGCUGUAUCUGAAAGAUUGUAUUCCCUGGAAAACAGGCAGAGAGAACUUGGACUUGGAGAAAAGGGAACUACCACAUAUUUCUCAAGCAACUGUGACUUACAAGAUGCAGAAGUAGCUCAAGAAUUCCUUACUGCGAAGAAUCUCAGUGCCUAUAAUACCAGACUGUUCAAAAAGUGUGCGCAGGGAUCAGGCCCUGUUGAAUAUGAAGUUAGGCUGGCUUCAGUAGAGACAGAAAAUGGACCCCUACCUGGUUGUCCAGAUGGUAUGUUGGGUAGUCACCAGUUUACACCAAAAGGCUGGUCCACUCCAGUGACAUUCCAUGUUACAAGGGGUGAUUACUCUAAACUGAUGGCCCAUGUAGCUCAAGCUUUGGAAAAAGCAAAGAGUGCUGCUGCCAAUGAUAAUGAGGUAAAAAUGUUGAGAGAGUAUAUAAAGAGUUUUAAAACGGGGUCAAUACCUGCCCACAAAGAUGGUUCAAGGUACUGGAUUAGAAAUACAGGCCCUGUAGUUGAAACGUACAUAGGCUUUAUUGAAUCAUACAGAGAUCCCUUUGGUGUGAGAGGAGAGUUUGAAGGCUUUGUUGCUGUUGUGAGCAAGGAAAUGAGUGCGAAAUUUGGUGCACUGGUAGAAAAUGCUGAACAUCUACUGGCCAAGUUACCAUGGCCACAGUCCUACGAGAAAGACAAGUUUCUCAGACCAGAUUUCACAUCUUUGGAAGUGUUAACAUUUGGUGGAUCAGGAAUUCCAGCUGGUAUCAACAUACCAAAUUAUAAUGAAAUUCGUCAAGAUGAAGGGUUCAAGAAUGUAUCUCUGGGAAAUGUACUAACAGCUGGUUAUAAGGAUACAAAAGUUACAUUCCUCUCUGAUGCUGACAAGGAGUUGUAUACCAAGUUGAAGAUACCAUCAUUUGAAGUUCAAGUGGGACUACACGAGUUACUGGGACAUGGAAGUGGAAAACUUUUUCAUCAGGAUGAGAAUGGAAAGUUUAAUUUUGACAUUAACUCAGUGACACAUACAGAGACAGGUGGAAAGGUUACUAGUUGGUACAAGUCGGGUGAAACAUGGGACAGUAAAUUUUCUACUGUGGCGUCGACAUAUGAGGAGUGUAGGGCUGAAUGUGUCGGACUGUAUUUAUGUCUGUCUACAGAUGCACUGAGGAUAUUUGGUCAUGAGGAUGAUGAUGGGGAUGACAUUGUCUAUAUAAACUGGUUAAACAUGGUCCGUGCUGGACUUCUAGCCCUGGAAUUCUACUUUCCCGAGACUCGUGCAUGGAGGCAAGCUCAUAUGAAUGCCAGGUUUGUGAUACUUCGUGUACUGCUGGAAGCCGGUGAGGACCUCGUAAAAGUUGAGAAGAUAAAAGGUGAAGAUGGUAAUCCAGAUAUUCGUAUAACCUUAGAUAGGUCAAAGAUCAUCUCUGUGGGUAAACCUGCCAUUGGUGACUUCCUUAGAAAACUGCAGGUAUACAAAGCAACAGCAGAUGUUAAAAAUGGCAAGGAAAUGUAUGACAGAUACUCUGAUGUACAUGAUAGUGAUGAACCACAUUUUAUAUCCCUCCGAGAAAUAGUUCUAGCCAGAAAGCAGCCUAGAAAAAUGUUUGUGCAGCACAACACAUCAUUAUGUGGAGAUGGCAGCAUCAGCCUAGAGAGUUACGAGGCUAGUCCAGCAGGUCUGAUCAAAUCCUGGGUGGAUAGAUUCCCUAACUCUGAUGUUGAUAACAUUAUCGAAGAGCUGUGGAACAAGGAUAAGCCUUACUUUGAAUAGGAGAUACAAACUGAUGGCGGAAAAAAGGAAAGAAUUGUUAGUGAAAUUAAAGAGACAUUGAAAUAGUGAAAAUUUAAUUAAAGAGACAUUGAAAUAGUGAAAAUUUGGUUGACAUUUGAAAAGCAUAUGUAUGAAACUGUUAAAUUCUAAUUAUGUUCUAGGGAAUGGCAUGCACUAAAUAAAAUAUUAUUUUUCUAACUUACAAGUUACAAAUAACUUAUCAGAAUAUAUUGUCUAACAUUUAAUGUAACUAAAAUGUAUUGUGUUACAUUAAAUAUUUAUGAUUAAGGACAUACAAACUUUGUUGAAAAUACACAAAAAAGGAUUGUUAGUGAAAUUAAAAUGAGACUGAAAUAAUGAAAUUUGAUAAAGAGAACACAAUGAAAGAAUUGUAAGUGAAUAUAAAGUGACAUUGAAAUAAUGAAAUUUUGUCGACAUUAACAAACCAUAUGUAUGAAACUGUUAAAUUAAAAUUAUAUUCUGGAGAAUUGCAUGCACAAUAACAAAUUAUUUUCUAAACUUACCAGUAACAAAUUACUUGCCAGAAUGUAUUUGUCUAACAUUUAAUAUUUAUGAUUAAGGAUGAAAAAAAACGACACAGGACAGAUCUGUUAGUGAAAUUAAACAUUAAGAUUGUGAAAUUUGGUUGACAUUGAUAAAGCAUAUGUAUGAAACGGUCAAACCAUUAAAUUUAGAUUAUAUUUUUUAGGGAUCUGCAUGAUUCAAAUUAUUUUUCUAACUUAUCAGUAACAAAUCAUUUACCAGAAUUUAUUACAUGCUUUUCGGUGGUUUAUAGAAAUAUAUCAGUGAUAUAAAACUGGUAAUUUCACUCUUUGAAACAGUGAAAUUACCACUUUGAUAAUUUCACUGUUUUGAAUUUAAGCCCCUUACGUUGUUUCAGUGAAAUUCCAGCGUGCACAGUACUGGGUACCAACUUCAUGACGUGACGUCAUAAAUGACGUCACGUUGUAUUAUUAUUUGGCGCGCUUUUCAUUAAGUAUU